Paramecium sonneborni is the source of this 1252-nucleotide messenger RNA. Lineage: Eukaryota; Ciliophora; Oligohymenophorea; Peniculida; Parameciidae. The record is from the annotation of a GenBank genome assembly.
AUAUAAUAGUAUUCAUUUGAAAAUAAAUUAAUUCACUAAUUUAGAUAAGAUUGGUUGAGAUUGAUAUAUAAAGGGUAAAGAAGUUUGAAGAUAUAGAAGGGGUAAAGAAUUCAAUAAAUUAAGUUUAAAAUAAAACAAUUAAAAAUUAAAAGUAAUACUGAAGUUUUGGUAUUUAUAGAAAUAAGUGGAUAUAAAUGAUAUUAAAUAAAAAUAAAAUUAAAUGGGGCCAUAUCUAAGUCAACCAAAGAAAGAUAAAAAAACAACAUCAGGAUAAGGAAAAUCGGUGAUAUUUGCUGCUUCUGAAAUGCAAGGUAUAAAUAAUAUGAUAAUAUAUAGGGUGGAGAAACACAAUGGAGGAUGCUCAUAUCCAUAAACCCGAUAUUGUAUAAGAUGUCUCUAUUUUUGGUGUAUUUGAUGGACAUGGAGGUAGAGAGGUUGCCUAAUUUGUUGAAAAACACUUUAUAGAUGAAAUCUUAAAAAAUAAAAAUUUUAAGGAUCAAAAAUUCGAAGAUGCUCUUAAAGAAACAUUUUUGAAGAUGGAUGAAUUGUUGAUGACAACAGAUGGAUAAAAAGAACUUAAUUUAUACAAAGCAAAUGAAAGCGAUGGUAAAUGAUUAUAAGAUUAUAGAAUCAUAUGCUGGAUGUACUGCUAAUGUAGCUUUAAUUCAUAAGAAUACUUUGUAUGUAGCUAAUGCUGGUGAUUCAAGAUCAGUUUUAUGUAGAAACAACACUAAUUAUGAUAUGAGUGUUGAUCAUAAACCAGAUAAUGUUGAGGAGAAAUCAAGAAUUGAAAGAGCAGGAGGAUUUGUUAGUGAUGGACGUGUUAAUGGUAUUUAUUUAUAUAAUUAUAAUAGGUAAUUUGAAUCUAUCUAGAGCAUUGGGAGAUUUAGAAUACAAACGUGAUAACAAAUUUAGACCUAAUGAAUAACUUAUCAUUGCUCUUCCAGAUGUUAAGAAGGUAGAAUUAGGACCAUAAGACAAGUAUUUAUUAUUAAUAAAUUAAGAUUUAUUUUAAUGGGUUGUGAUGGUGUAUUUGAAACUUUGAAUCAUUAAGAAUUAUUAAAACAUGUUAAUUCCACUUUAGGAUAAUCAUAAGUCACUGAAAGUUUAUUAGAAAAGGCUGCUGAAGAUUUAUUAGAUUAAUUAUUAGCUCCAGAUACAAGUUAAGGAACAGGCUGUGACAAUAUGACAACCAUCAUUGUCUAUUUGAAAAAAUGAAAAAGAAUAUAAAAAAACAACAUUUAUGUAAUAU